Molecule: messenger RNA, 2302 nt
Organism: Pocillopora verrucosa
Lineage: Eukaryota; Metazoa; Cnidaria; Anthozoa; Scleractinia; Pocilloporidae
Product: putative ammonium transporter 3
Biological process (GO): ammonium transmembrane transport; ammonium homeostasis
Cellular component (GO): plasma membrane
Molecular function (GO): ammonium channel activity
Source: RefSeq, a predicted model, not a curated record
UUCGUUUGCCGCCUUGGCUGAAGCAGGACAGUCGCAAUUGCAAUGGCGACGUCGACAGACUUUCCGUUAGAAGGACUUACAGGAAGGCCUAUCGAUUAUGAAGAUGCCACUUGGAUUCUCACUAGUGCCUUUAUUGUCUUUACCAUGCAGUCAGGGUUUGGACUCAUUGAAUCGGGAAUGGUUACGAUAAAAAACGAGACAAACAUAAUGGUCAAGAACGCCAUUGAUAUUAUCUUUAGUGGUCUAUCUUUCUGGUUAUUUGGUUUCGGAUUAAGCUUUGGAGUAGACGAAGGUACGAACGCCUUCACAGGGGUCGGAUAUUUCCUCACAGAAGUACCUAUCGACAAAGGAGAAGUUUAUGCCAUGUACUUCUUCCAAAUGGCACUGGCUUCCACAGCGACCACAAUUGUGUCCGGAUCUAUGGCCGAACGAACGAAUCUCAAGGCUUACAUGCUGUAUUCCUUCGUGAGCACGCUGUCAACGUGUUUUCCAACUCACUGGAUCUGGGGCAAGAAGGGACUUCUCAAGGAACUUGGUGUCAUCGACAUCGCCGGUUGCUCUGGAGUGCAUUUAGUCGGAGGAGCCGCAGGACUCGCUGCUGCAGUCAUGUUAGGGCCUAGAUUAGGUCGUUUUGAUGACAACAAGAAAAGGCUCCAGCCUUGUUCCAUGACUAAUGUGCUGUUAGGAACGUUCAUGUUGUGGUGGGGCUGGCUGGGGUUUAACUGUGGCAGCACCUUUGGUAUCACUGGAGAAAAAUGGAAGUUAGCCGCUCGUGCAGCAGUUGUCACAUUAAAUGGUUCAAUCGGUGGGGGUAUCGUCGCAAUCGCUUACAGUUACCUCCAAGAUGCAGAAACAUUAGAUGUUCCAACAUUCGUAACUGGAAUCCGUGGCGGUCUGGUGUCAGUUACAGGUAUAUGUGCUCUUGCCCGACCAUGGGAAGGAAUUUUGAUUGGACUGUUUGGUGGAAUGUUCGCCUGCUUACUGUCUGACGCCAUGAUUAAACUUAAGAUUGAUGAUCCGGUCAACUGCGUUGCUACCCAUGCCGGAGCAGCAGUCUGGGGUAUGAUUGCUGUGGCUCUAUUUGCUGAACAAGAGGAAAACGAAGGAUUCUCAAAGGAAAAGGGCCUAUUUAAAGGAGGAAGCUGGCGACUGCUCGGUGUCCAGUUGCUUGCAUGUCUUGUAACAGCAGCUUGGGCAGUCGUGACGACAGUUAUUCAACUUUUUCUGAUCGAGAAGACAAUCGGAAUACGACUUACGCGGGAGGAAGAGUUACAGGGAUGCGACUUUGUAGAGCAUGGAAUCGGGGAAGAAACUGGGGACGAGAAAAAAGGUGAGGAGGCCCCACAGCUGGAGAGCUCCAGCGCACCGAACCGUCUUGUAUCUGCUCAACGGAGAAAUGUAACUGAAAGGGAACAGAGCCAGGGAAAAGAUCAAGCUUCAAAAAAUUCCAGCCAGAAUCGUAUAUUUAGUUCCACAGAUAUAGGAAAAGACAACGAGGGCUCACGAAAUUCGAACGAACUGCCAUCGAUGUGCAGUAUGGAGUCGGAUAUUGAGGAACUUCUGAGGCAGGAAUCAUGUUAUCCUAUGAUUAAACAAAAGGGUACCUUAGACAAAUGUGUACAAGUUAUCUGCGAACAUGGUGUGUUGAUUGAACUGUAAAAUAUUCUUGAGAUGUUGAUAUAUAUAUAUAUAUAUAUUCUUUACCAUCACAUCUGCACCAGAGUUUCUGGCUAUUACUACGUGAACACGAACCUCCUCAUAUCAUAGUCUAUUGCAUUAAUAAAUUUCCGUGUUAAUCUAGGAGUGACUGACAUUUGGUCAGUUCUGUCUUGUCGUAGUUUUGAUAAAUAUUCAUUACAUUGAAAACAAAUAGCAAUCAAGCUUUUAACUUAGUGUUUUGCGCCAGCAUGGUAUCACUAUUUUGGGACUGAGCUUAUCCAAACUGUACAGAUAACCAUCCAUUAAAUAAUAGGUAAAUGAAAUUAAAGCACACAAGGCUAACGUACCUUAACUUUAUUUGCACAAGACAUUAUACAAAACGUAAAAGGUCACCUUUUUAUGACGAUUCAAAGGUUAAUAUGUUUAGCACUACGAAUUAAUCGAUAUUUGAACCGUUUAUUUACAAGGGGGGCCUUUCUAUGAGACAAAUCUUCGAUAUAGCAACAAAUUAUUUAGGCCAAACUAAAGAAUAAAGAUCUAUUCGCACCUUCUUUUCGAUCACUCUCUAACCUGCAUUCCAAUAUGCAAAGCAAUUACUCCAUUCUAAAAAAACAGCAUCUUUGCGAGUGGAUUUUGAAUGAAA